AUGGGCUUGCGAUCGAAGACCGGCCCCGACGGGCUGGGACCUGGGUCCAUCACGGAUCGAGAAGUGACGCGAAUCGAAUGUGUCUCCCAGGCCAUAGCGGCCGAUGUUCCCAUCGGUUCCAGAGUUGAGGAUAUCCACCACGAACACUGGUUUCUAAAUACGCUCCUCAACUGCAGAGCACGGGGCGCUCAAGUGGAGCGCCAAGGUGCCGUCAACGAUAUGAAUGGAUCGUAA
Penicillium verhagenii is the source of this 234-nucleotide messenger RNA. RefSeq lists its product as uncharacterized. The transcript has a single exon. The record is from RefSeq and is a predicted model, not a curated record. NCBI's taxonomy places the organism in Eukaryota, Fungi, Ascomycota, Eurotiomycetes, Eurotiales, Aspergillaceae. Bases 1 to 234 code for a protein of 77 amino acids.